Brassicogethes aeneus is the source of this 2556-nucleotide messenger RNA. Lineage: Eukaryota; Metazoa; Arthropoda; Insecta; Coleoptera; Nitidulidae. The record is from the annotation of a GenBank genome assembly.
AUGGUUGUAAUUUUUUUGGCCAUUUUGAUCAUCAAAACCCAUUCCCUACUAAUUUGCGACGAAAAUGAUUUUUGCCCGCCUCAACCCAUUGCUUCUGAUUCAAACAACAUUGCUGUAUUCGACGAUUCUUAUUCGGAUUUCAUACAACGAGAUAACGUCAGUGGUUGCUACUGUAGAUUAUACCAAACCGCCAUGACUUGUUUCGGCAGAUCAAACUGUAAAAAAGUACCUAAAGUGUUUGUAAGUCCAAAGAAGAUACUAGUAUUUCACACCUCUGCUCUAUCAGAAGUAAAAUACGGGGAUUUCGAGAUUUUCAAAAACGUAUCUGAGGUGUAUAUCGAGUUUAACAACCUUUUGGUAAACCUGGAAGACAAGGUUUUCGAACCAAUUGAAAAUCUAACUUAUUUAUCGAUCUCACACAAUGUCAACCUAAGAAGCUUAAACAAAGGUGUCUUUUAUGGCUGUAAAAACCUUCAAAAACUCCUCCUCAUAGGUAAUGGCUUUAAUAACAUCCAUGACGCAGCCUUAGCUCUUCAAACCAACCUAAUACCCAAUCUAAAAAUAUUAUCUUUCAAGAACAACAACUUUGAGAUCAUCCAGGAAGAUUCUUUCGCAUCAUUAUACAACUCAACCUUAACAGUAUUGAACAUGGUCCUCUGUAGAAUCGAUUUCAUACACCCCAGGGCCUUUCUGCCGCUCAAAAACCUGGAAAGCCUAAAACUAGGCUUUAACAGCUUUAACGAGUCCACAAUAACAGACGUUUUAAAUACAAGCAUCCAAAACAACAUACCACUGAAAAACCUGAACUUUUAUUCCGCUGGUUUCGUGAAAACUCUACCUAGAGGCCUCAUGGAAGUCCUGGCCAACUCUCAAGUCAACUAUCUCAACCUGUCGAAGAACAGGUUUGAAGUUAUCAAUAAAAACUCAUUCCCUGUGAUGCCGAGUUUAAAGGUACUGGACUUGGCCGAGGUUUUGGCUUUGAGUGUUACCAAAGAUGCGUUUGUAAACUUUCCCAAUCUAAGGACUUUGAUUUUGAGCUUUAAUAAGUUUUCCGAACCGCCUAAAAGCGUUCUGCUUGAGAAUAUAACCUAUUUGGACUUACAGCAGAAUUCUGGAAGUGUAUUUUUCUCGUCUGCCUUUACUGUAUCGGGGUCUAGGUUUAAGAAUAUGAAGAAAUUGAUUUACUUAAACCUGGGCUAUAAUAAACUUGAUGCUUUAUAUGAAGAAACGUUUUUAGGAUUGGAAAAUUUAAAGUUUUUGGGUUUGAAAAAUGGUACUAUUAGAAGUAUGUCCAACUAUACGUUUGCCACGUUGAAGAAACUAGAGUUUUUAAACCUGGAGAAUAAUUAUUUUGUUAAAAAUAACCCCGUAGGUAUAGAAAACGAUAUUUUUACCGGGCUAGAUAACCUUAGAGUAUUACUAUUGGGCGGAAAUUAUAUAUCAUUUAUUGCACAAGAUUCAAACCCAUUUAAAGGAUUAAAAUCUUUAAUACACCUAGACCUAAACAAAAACGAAAUAAUAUACCUGACGUUCGCAGAUUUCGGUUCAUUAAUACACCUAAAACAACUGGAUUUAUCCUACAAUAGUUUAACAUCAUGGACUUCAAGAAUAUUCAAGAAUAAUACCGAGUUAGUAAAAGUUAAUUUAUUUGCCAACAAAAUCCCUUUCAUCACUAAGCCAAUGUUGGAGGACUUUCAAAACCUAGAUGAGGUUGUGAUGAAUGAAAAUCCGAUAAUGUGUGAAUGUAAUCUUUACACAGAAUUGGAAGAAUGGUUUGAAAAUAAUAAUGAAAGUCUUUUCUUUAAUGUUUUUGGAGAAAAUCAACCACGUUGUAGCAUCUCUGGGAAUGUAACCGUGAUGGACUUCAUUGAUAAUGUUAAAAAUGGACUUAUAGAUUGCAAUUCCAACGAUUUGACAAGGAGAUUGUACCUUAUUUUGCCUCUAGUGUUUAUAUUACUUAUUUUUCUGGGUGUAGGUUUAGGUUUAUUUUAUUACAGACAUCAUGUUAGAUAUUGGUUGUUUUUAACGAGGUUAUACCUAAGCAGAAAGGGCAAAAUAAGUCCAAAACCUACAAAGGAAAACCCAGAAACCUUCAAAUAUGACGCGUUUGUUUCUUAUAGCAGCGAAGACACAGCCUUUAUAACGCUUCUGGUUAAAAUGUUGGAGAAAAAUCCACCACACCUAAACCUUUGUAUAUAUGAAAGAGAUUUUGAGAUUGGCACUUUUAUUAGUGAAAAUGUCUUGGAAAAUGUGUCUCAAAGUCGAAAAACUCUCUUGAUAAUCAGUGAAAACUACGCCAAAUCCCAGUGGUGUCGAUGGGAGACUCAGAUAGCCCACCAUCAUAAAAUAUUCUUCCAAAAUGAAAAAGACGAUUCCUUGGUGUUAAUUAAAUAUGGUCAUGUGAGUAAUACAAGCCUAACUUCCACUUUAAAGUAUUUACUCAAAACGAGAAUAUACUUGCAAUGGGAUGAGGAUUUAAAGAAGCAAAAGGAUUUCUGGGAAAAACUAGGGAUGGCAUUGAAACCAAAUAUAAUAGUUGAUAACACACAAGUGUAA